Molecule: messenger RNA, 7122 nt
Organism: Scatophagus argus
Lineage: Eukaryota; Metazoa; Chordata; Actinopteri; Scatophagidae
Product: protein Shroom2-like
Exons: 9
Coding region: 1617-5951 (1444 amino acids)
Biological process (GO): actin filament organization
Cellular component (GO): apical plasma membrane; apical junction complex; adherens junction
Molecular function (GO): actin filament binding
Source: RefSeq, a predicted model, not a curated record
GUUACGUGCUACACCUCAUGGCUUCUACUCUCCCAGCCGCCCCAGCUGCUCCGCCACUUAGUCCAAACUACAAGAUUACAGCGAGGACGCCCGGUAGGACAACAAGUCCUCCCCCUCGUCUGAAAUCCCUGUUUAUAAUCCCUGUGGACAUCUCCUCCGCAGCACAAGGUGGGGUAUGUUUGUGAGUGUGUCCAUGCUGGGUGGAGGGGGAGGAGCUCCCGGACCCAGUCUGGUUUGAGUUGGGGUGUUUUUGAAGGCGUCAGCUGUGGAGAAGUGGAGGUUUUCUGAACCAGAACUGGUGCAGAGAACCAAAGACAGCUUGACACACAAACAAAACCAUUUGAGCUCGUUGCUAAGUUGUCCUGUCUUGAUGUCACUGCAUCUCAUUUCGGUUCAGUGACUGAUAUAUGACAGUAUGUCUGAGACAGGCCAAGAUCAGCUGUGUUUACCUGCAGAUUCCUGGCUUGAAUUUUGCACUCAGCACUGCACUGUAUUAAAGUGCAGUUAAAUUAUGCACUUGAACUUGUACAGUCAUUUGAAGAAGGCAAAAUUCCUCUUAAUCCAGCUUCUAAACACAGGAACCACUGGGGGAUCAUACACCACAAACCAGCCACAGUAAAGAGGUGAGAGCUGGGUGAAGUAUUGUUCAACAGCCGGGUGCUCGUGUGAGGCGAGCAGCGCCGCUCAGACUCAUGGGAGAUGGCUAACGUAGACGUCCUGCAUUCCUCCGCUGAAAGAAUGCGGCGUCUCCAUCGCGGCCUGCCAGGGUUAAGGUUUCAGUCAGGGCGAGGGAGGUCUCACCGGGCUGAGGUAUUUCACUUGAGUCUGACGUUUGAACUUGGGAACUUGGAAACCAGCCUCCCCGAAUACCAGCAUCAGUCACAGUUUGUUUUCUCAUUUUGUCACAUUGAUCAUUUAUUUUCACCUGUGGCGCCGUCUCACAUCUGCAGCGAAGCUCUGCCUGGGCCGUCUGGCUGUGACAAACCUGUCUCCAUUUCCUGUUGUGCCUUUCACAAUAAGAGCAGGGUCACAGCCACUGGGAAGUUUCCUGCUUGUACCUGAGACAUCAUUCUGGAUGAAAAUCUGCUCCAUCGUUUAGUCCAAAAUGCAUUUUUUAAAAACUUGAUCAUGUUUUAUUCUUCUCCUCCUCCUCCUCUUCCUCCUUUUUCUCCUUCCAUCACUUUCCGCCGAUCAGGGCUAAAAUGGUUGAUGUUGUAACACCUCGCACAAUGCCGACAGAAACCGAGGUGCAUGUGGCGAGGAGCUUUCUCACCAAGAUUUUGCGAAGCUCGAUGAGGUACCAUCAGCCAGCUGUGUCCCGUUGUGAUCUUUGGUCAUAGAGUUUGUACACUGUGCUUUGUGACCCUUUGUAGUAUUGUGCAAUAUCACCCAAAGUCUGGUGCUCGUGUCCAAACCAAAUCCUCUUGGAAUUUGCCCGUCGUGUUUAUUUUUUUUAGUUCUGCUCAGCACUGUGAUGUUUGGCUGCCUCAUGUACUAUAAUUUGGUUGUCACGUUUACAAGUCAUCAAAUUAUCAUUUUUUUUCUUUGGUUGAGUAUGUUUUGGGAAACUGGGGCGUACUAUCUCUUGAACACAUGUUAUUCUUGUCUUUAUCAACAUGCUCUCCAGGAAACACCGCUUCCGGCAAGGGAAGAAUGAUCCGGGCUCACGGCCCCAUUCCUGGCACUCGUCCAAGCUGACCGAAGAGGAGUCAGAGUCCACCAAGAGAGAGGCCACCCCAGCAGCAGUGUGGCAGCCACAACAUGAAGCAAAGCCCAAAGAUUCAUCCACUCAAGGGGACAAGGACAUCCAGCAUCAGCUAACCAGCCGGUUCAGUUCAGUGAGCAACAUGGAGAGACUGGAGCGUCCCUCUCAUCCCUACCCACCAGGCCGCCUUUCGCCAGCUAAACACGUCAGCAGCACAGAGCCGCUAUGUGGAUCAGGAGGCAAAAAAGACUCUGGGUUGAGUUGUUUCUCCAGCAGCUCCAGCCCUCCUGUUCACGACUCCAGCACAUCUGGUAGGAAAGGUACCAACACUGAAAAUAUUUUCUUCAGGGGCCUUCAGAGUGAAGGGCCCCUGCAGGCCGAGCGACCCAGGUACCUGCAGCCUAUGCUCGGGAAUGGAGGCUGGGAGGGACCACGGGCUGAGGAGCAGCCUGCCUCCCGGGUGUCAAUUGCAGGGAGACCCGGCGUUAGCCCCAUUUGGCAAGUACCAGAAAAAAAGAAGUCCCAGUCUCCCCCUCCCCCACCUCCUCCCCUGCGCAGUGACAGCUUUGUCGCCACGAAGGUGUUUCCUUACUCUGAAGGGCCCGGCGGUCCAGCGAAGAACAAAGGUAGGUCAGUUGAAAAACUGACCGACAGCAACGAUCAGAAUGGCCUCAGAUCUCACCAGGAGAAAACCUCAGAGGUCAGGCACAGCUUAAACCCCCUGCCCACUAAAGAUUUCCUCCAUACCAGCUUGGCAGCUGACCACAACCACAACGAGCUGCACCCCAACAAGCUCUUCUCCCAGUCCAGCAAUGAUGUCAGACAGUCUCAUUACACCCAACUACCUGCCCACCAGAGGCAAUACAGUGACGAAAGUCCCCUCUACCUGCAGACCAGGUCAGCGCCUCCCACAAAGGUUCAGAGUGUAGGGAGCUACUAUCGCAGCCUCCAGGAUCUGCCCACAAACACCUUCAGCCGCAAACAGGUCCGGUACUCCACAGCAUCUGUGGCAAGUUCUGCCGCAAACCCAAACCCAGAGAACGGGGGACACAACAGAUACUACGGCCUGCCAAGCAAACAUUCAGUCCAGACUGCUGAACUUCAAGCUAGGCAGAGCAAAGCUGAGGGAUGGAGGGGGGGGACAGAGAAACUCCACUGGGUAAACAGCAAUGAACCAGGCUUCCAAAGUUCCUUGAAGACAAACAUGAAAGCAAAGUACUCCCUACCUCAGUUCCAGAUGCCUUACAGUGAAAAUAAGGAGCGCAGUGGGAAUGGUCUACGUUAUGAGCAACAAACCUCUGAACUUUCUGUUCAAAGUCGCAGCCCAGAGGAUGUUGCGAAGAAAAGUGAAGGACACUCUAAUGAAAUGAAAAGACACCUCCCAACACAUCAAAGUAAUGAUCAUAAGGUCAGUCUUUCAAAGCACCAAGACCCAUGGGUGCCCCAAGAGGAUCAACGAAUAUCCCGUCUGAAAACCCCACUUCUCCACUCCCUGGCCCAGGAAAGUAAGACUCUGGCUGAGAGGCAACCAGCAGCUACGACCACUGGUCUCAUAUCCACACAGGAUACCAGUGACAUCAUGGCCACAAGCAGUGGAAAAUCAAAUCGCCGCAGUGACCGUUACGCCACCACCCUCCGCAAUGAGAUCCAGCAGAAGCGAGCCCAGCUGCAAAAGAGCCGCAGUGCUGCCACCCUGACGUGCGAUGCAGAGGAUGAAGAGGCAGAAGAAUGGAGGACUACAAAGGCGUCUACGUCUCCUGGUGUCUCCUUCUCCAACACCUACAAGGACCACCUGAAAGAGGCACAGGCCAGGGUCCUCCAGGCCACCUCCUUCCAAAGACGUGACCUUGAGCCUCUCGGGCCAGAGGCGCCUGUAGUUAAAACCUCAAAUGGACGCAUUAGAGGACGGAAGCGCUUCCCACUGGCCAAGAGGACACACUCCUUCUCAGAGCCUGACAAGAUAGACAAAGUGGGAGUGGAAGGAGAACCUCAAACGGGGUCUUUUGUAGAGCGGAGGAAGUUCUUUGAGGCAAAACCUGCAUUUUCCAGGCCUGUGCUGAAGUCCAGUCAGGGUUCAAACUUGAACACAGACCUUGGUGAGGCCAAAGAGAAAACUCCCAGUGAGGAGGCACGUCCAUCCACAGACCCAAACCACCUCAGUCCUGGACAUAAGCAGGAGAUACUAGAACAGCAGAGACUCGGCACCUUCGCUGAGUACCAGGCCACGUGGAACAAACAGAAGAAGUCAUCAGAGUCCAAGGCACAAGGGAGGUAUCACUCUGCAGAGAACAUCUUGGAUGCAGAUGCCGGGGAGACGGCUGUGUGCAUCCAUGAGAGAUCCCGAUCGUCUCCAUCUGCAGACUUCUACACACAGAAUAUACCCUCAGCAUGGAGAGACCCUCACAGCCAGCAGAGCACUUACACCUACAUAGGGAAAACUGAGAGCAGACUGCAAUACCAGCACGACCACAGACCAGAGUCGGUCCCGUCAGUCCCCAGAAACGAGUGCCUGGUUCCAGCCCUCCCUCACCACAGGACCAAACCAGACUCUGCCAAUCCCUGUCACACCACACACUCCUCAGGCUCUCGCAGCCUCAGCCCUGGCUCCCAGCACUCAUCCCAUCCUCCACAAACCAAGGGCCUCCUGCCACCGCCCAGGCCCCAUAUAGGCCCAGAAACCACAUCCUCCUCCUCCCUGGAAUUUCUCUCUGGCGCCCAGUCACACCCGACAGCAGUCCAGCCUCUGUCCAGCUCCAGCUCUGCCACCCAACACCAUGCAGCUGCCCAGAACUCGUCCGCCGGCCCCGCCCCGGCCAGCUCCCCUCACCUCAGCAGGGCAUCGGGAGCAGACACGAGCAGAGGAGGUGCAGAAAACGAGGAGCGACCGCAGCCGCCUUCCUCUUCAUCGCCGUUCUCCUCCUGGACGGCCGCCUUGCCUCUUCCGGCAGAUCGAGCGCGGUCUCCCUCCCCACAGUUUGCGCCGUUGAGACUAACCGACAAACCGCCAGCCGUGCUCGUGCAGGAUGACUCACCUCGCAGGUCAGAAAUUCAUGUGACGCUGCCAGCAGAGAUGGAUGUGAACAGUUCGGUGAAGAAAGUCCCUGUGAGGAUCGUCCGCUCUGAGAGCAGCUCAGAGCGACGGGGGACGGAUUACCUGCCUCUGAGCGGCGUCUCUGAGCCGCCGCCCCACAUCCUCCCCCCGAGCACCCCAGAGCGCCCGACCUCGCCCCUGUUCAGCGCUUACAGCCGCCAGACCGAUCAGGUCCAGGAGUCUGUCCCUGAGUCGCAUUCGGCAGGGGCUCUACGCUCAGAGGAGGACGCCAAGAGAGAGGAGCUGGCCAGGGACAUCAUGGGUAGAGACAAGUCACUGGUGGACAUCUUGGACCAGAGUGGCAGGAUGACCACCAUGGACUUGAUGGAAGGACUCUUCCCCACAGAGGAACAGAUCCUGGAGGAGGCCCUCCAGCGCAGGAGGGCCUCCUCCAGCUCCAGGCUGACCAGCUCAUCCCCCAGAAGCAUGGACAGGAGGGAGGACGAGGACGUGUCCGUGUCUGCCGCAGCCUCCCUGGUCCCCAGCUCCUCCUACUACAACACGUCGGCUCCCAAAGCCGAGCUCCUCAUCAAGAUGAAGGACAUGAAGGAGCAGCUGGAGGAGCAGGACUCUGAGGACGAGCUGGAUGUCGACCUUGCCAGUAAAAAGCAAGAGCUGAUCUCCAGCCUGGCCGGGAAGCUGGAGGUGCUGCGGGAGGCGCGGCACAGCCUGCAGGAGGACGUGGAGGACAACGAGGCUCUGGGCCGCCAGGUGGAGGCCACCGUGCAACGCCUCUGUCAGCCCAACCAGCUCGACAAAUUCCGAAUGUUCGUGGGCGACCUGGACAAGGUGGUGAGCCUGCUGCUGUCGCUGUCGGGGCGGCUCGCCCGGGUGGAGAACGCUCUCAACAGCCUGGAGGAAGAAGCCCCGCCAGAGGAGAAGCGAACCCUGACAGAGAAGCGCAAGCUGCUGAUGCGGCAGCACGAGGAUGCCAAGGAGCUGAAGGAGAACCUGGACCGCCGUGAGCGGCUGGUUUCCAGCAUCAUGGAGGCCCACCUGGACGCAGAGAGCCUGGACGACUACCGCCACUUUGUGAAGAUGAAGUCGGCCCUCAUCAUCGAGCAGCGUAAGCUAGAGGACAAGAUCAAGCUGGGCGAGGAGCAGCUGAAGUGCCUGGUGGACAGCCUGCCGCUGGAGCAGAGGCCACCGCUCUGAUGCCCGCCACCUAAAAGCUGGACGUUUCAAUACUGGAUCAAGAAGAGGCAGCUGGGGGACAACUUGUACAUUUGAGGGAGUUUCAUGGAGCAUUUUAAUCUUGAUGUCAGUGUGAGAUUCAUGGCUGAGACUGGUAUCAUUACUGUUCAUCAGAACGAAUCCCACACGAAUCCUACAAAUCGUUCCAGGAGCUCAGGAGCCUCAGGAACUCAACAGAUGUUUUGUAGGCUUGUUUUAGAUGAACGACAGCAGGAAGUACUGAGCUCACUGAUAAACGCAUUGCAUUUCCUGUGACCACGUCUUAAUAAAGCUUGUGUUUUGCCGGUUAAAUGCUUUUAAUGUGAAGCUGUAAGGGCAGGAAAUGUUCACUUUGGAUUUGGAACUUAACACAGUAUUUUCUGCAGGAACACUGAGACCGACACCCAGUUUGUAAUACUGCAAAAUAUUGCAAUAUUUUUAUGAGUGGGCCAUAGGCUCAGUCACCCGUGUUACCUCAUCAGAUAGCGAUAGAUUAAAUCGAUUAUAUCAUAUUACGCCCCCUGAGAGGCAAAGCAAGUGAAGGAAAGUGAAAGCCAGCAGGGCUUGAAAGUUCACAUUUACUGUAUUCACUACAAAACAAACCAAAUGAUGUUUUCAGCUUUCCAUAAACUCAUAACAUUUGGCUGUCUGUUUCUGAAUCGUUGUAUUUCAUGCGCUCGCUCUGCGGCUGCGUGUGGCUCGGGUUGUUGUUGUUAUUAUUAUCACGUGUGUUUUCAGUUUGAGUAUUUUUUUAGUAAUUUAUUGUAGCCUUUUUGAAAUAUUUCCCCAGUAAUUUAUUCUGACUCACGACGUACUUUUUGUUUUCUAAUGAAGUGAAAAGAAGAGUUUUGGUGCUUAUAGCCGAAGCUCCCAUUCAGAAACUACAGGACGAGUUGGUCACCGCCGGACUCCUCACGGAGAGCAGCAGGACUGAGGCACGGCCGGGGUUUCUGAGGAGGUUCAUCUAAAAGCUAGCACUUUACUCUGUGGUUUGGCCCAUCCGGGGGUCUGUGUUUAUGUAAAGAUGUGCCUACUGUAGCCUCCCGCCACGCUGAACUCGGGCCGCUGACGAGGGCGUGUGCCAGCCACACGCUCUUCAGGUGUGCAGUGACCUCAUUCACCCACUGUCACAGCAAUAAAAUGACAAAUCUGA